This is a messenger RNA of Penaeus monodon (black tiger shrimp), 1929 nucleotides long. RefSeq names its product kelch-like protein 35. The coding region runs from base 168 to 1427 and encodes 419 amino acids. Lineage: Eukaryota; Metazoa; Arthropoda; Malacostraca; Decapoda; Penaeidae. Gene Ontology annotation, molecular function: protein binding. The record is from RefSeq and is a predicted model, not a curated record. The transcript has 5 exons. Gene Ontology annotation, cellular component: P-body; cytosol. Gene Ontology annotation, biological process: neurogenesis.
GCCGGCAACAGCUGUGGCAGGCCGCGAAAAUAAAGAUUUAUUAUAAGUUCUGGUGUUGCAGAAAACUCCCUAUUGUCGAGAUUGUGUGAAACGACCAGCUUAGACUUUGUGAUAUCAUGUUAAUACCCUUUCCUCAAUCUGCGCAGCCGUCGUAAUCAGCAAGAAGGAUGGCGAGCGAGCGUGGAUGGCAGCGCGAGCUCAAAACUCCUGGCGAGCGGUUGGCUUCCCUGCUUGGCUCGCCCAAGUUCUCGGACAUCGAGCUCGUGUUCUCUAGCGACCACGGCUCCAUCAUGGCGCACCGCGUGGUUCUGGCUAUGAGUUCGCCGGUGUUCGAGGACUUGCUGUACGGGAGCCGCGCCGCCAGCAGGACGCUGCGGAUCUACGAGGAUCACCCGGAGGCCUUCGCCUGGAUGCUGGGCUACAUGUACUGCAACACCAAGAGUUUCCCCAGCCUUUCGCUGGCAAUCGAGGUUAGCCGCUUGGCAGACAAGUACCAGAUGGAUACCCUGGCCGAACUUUGCUCUCAGUACAUGGAGAAUAAUCUGAACGAAAAGAAUCUUGCUGAAAUUUACAAUGCUGCCGUGAGCUUAAAGAACCCCAGCCUACUUCGGAGCUGCUCCCGGAUCGUACGUGGUCGGACUUCAACGGUCCUUAUGGAGCCGAACUUUGUCAGGCUAAGUCAGGACGCGCUGCUCCAUCUUCUACAGACAACGCUUUACGUUAGCUCAGAAGUAAAGAUCUUCCGUGCUGUGAUUACUUGGACCAAACAUCAAAUUGACAGACGUGGUGCCCCGGCUUCGAAUGCUGCUCUGCGUCGAGAAAUAGAACCAUUGCUGCCUCAUAUACGCUUUCUCUCCAUGUCAACUGACGAGUUUGUUUCACACAUCAUGCCAUCAGGAGUCCUCACAUCUGAUGAGAGCACAGCCAUCCUCUUGGCUAUCAAGGAGAGUGGGAGCCUCCACGAGCUUCCGUCCAUCUGUUGCAACAUCAAGGAGAGGAGAGAACAAUUCGACAAAUCCCUUAUCAAGAGGCUACCUCUGCCUGAUGUGACCAAGGGAGGAAUCAGUUCUCACACCUACUCCUAUGAGCACCAUGUGCUGAUAGCUAACCUCAAGAGCAGCAAGACCAUUCAUCUACAUCAUGUAGAAUACAAGGCACUCAGGAUAUCCAGCAUGAUAGCCACAGUGAGAGACCCUGCUAAACAAGUAGUUGGGGUGUACACAUCUGUGAAGCCAAAUGGAGUGUUCGAGAGAGUUAUCACCCUUCAUCCUGGCAUGCUGUGCUCAGUCACGGUGAGUGUCAUCGGAAGGAAGCAGAGUGCUCUGCACCGAUUCACUUGCAGUCACGAUGGUGUUAUCUUUGAUGGAGAGAAGGUGACAUCAUGCGAAUAUCCUAUAGUUUUGCAUUACUGGCACUUCAGUGAGUAGAGUGUUACCAAUCAGUUAUUCAUCUUUAAUCUUCUUUGCACAUAACAGAUGUUUCUUUUCCAAUAGUGCUUGAUAUGUUCUGAUUUCACGAAAGUCAAACUUUCAUCAUUGAUUGUUUUACAUACAUUAUCUAUAAGUGAAUCUGAAUGACAUUACAGGAAAAGCAAAGGAUUAUAGGAUUUUAUCAUUUUCUUUGUAAAAUGUAUACCAUUAUGUUGAAGAUUGAAUGCUUCAAUGGCAGACAACAUGGACAUCAACCAUAGAUAGAUUGUAUGGUCUUUAAUUACAAUAUGAAACAUAUACUUGGUUUAAUGUAAUCUCCUCUCCCUUACCACAUAUAUAUAUAAAUAAUAUUGUACCUGGAACACUUAUGUCAUCUGCAUAACUGAAUUGCUGAAUGGCUAUGAGAAUGGUUCAGAGGAUUAAAAUUGAGAUUGAGAACUUCAAACGCUUUUGACAACCUAUUUUCAAAUUACAGUUUUUACAUCACAAAAGAGAAUAC